CAAACGCCAGGCAGCGAGCUAAAGAUUAAGCUGAGAGAAAGUGACACAGCAAGAGUCAGGGAAGACUACACCAUACAUUGAACAGUUGAGUAAAUGAACUCUGAAAUGAGGAAUUACGGCAGCCAUAACACUCUGGGUAAAUAUGGAAUCUUUCCUGGGAGAUCCACAUAUCAGGAGAAUCCUACAAUACCACCUAUGGCCUCAGCAAGCGACUUCAACUCCAGGAGACAGAAGGUGCUGAGGCCGUAUAUUUUGCAGGAUUCCACCAACUGUGGGGCAGUGCAGUCCAGAGACGAGCAUGGGGAGGCACGGACACACCAGUGGGAAGCAGUGCCAGCCAGAGAGGCAAAGACUUCCAAGCAAGAGGGGUACUGGAACACAGGAGACUUGGAAAUGUGGGAGUCCAAAGAUCAUCUGGAGAUGUGCCAUAAAAGGAAGCAAGAGUGUAGAAACCUGGGCAGAGGCUGGAGCUCUUCAGAGCAAGUCAAGAGACCACUAGGACAUAAGCCAAAGCCAUCCAGAUGCCCUCUGCCUCUGCUGUACGAGCCAAUCUAUGAGGAAUGGGAGCCCCUCUAUAGAAGGGGGUUGCCACAAUGGCCUUCUGUCAGCCAACAUGUUGAUCACCGACAGGUUGAAGCGUGUCCUUUUAAUAAAGAGCAGUCGAAAAGAAACCUCUGGUCACACAAAGAGGCUUCCAAAGUAUCGGACCACAGACUGAGAGGUUCAUCAGAAAUUGUGACGCCACUCCCCCCUAGUAGCUUGGGAGAGAAAGGUUACAAAGACCGUCCCCUGAAACCUCCAAGUUAUGACAUGUACUUGCAGAUGAGAAUACAAACGCAACAGGAAAGGAAGAGUGCACAGUUUGAGAAGAGCCAGAGAGGCCAGGUGAUCGAUCAACAGGUAAAAAGCUUUGCAGAGCAGAAAGAGCUGCCUCCCUCUAUCUGCCAACAGCCAUUCAGCAGAGAAAGGAGAUAUCAGGGCACAGGUAAUCUCUGUGGGUCUAAUGUGCCACCAAGCUUUCAAACCAGUGAUUAUGAUCAGUUUGAUAGGGAAAAAGACAGAAGACAUCCUCCAGUUUCAAAACUUGGACCUAACCUUCCAACAGAUUACUCUUGGAGCACAAUUUCUGAUGGACGGACUUGGUUGGAAGUUGGUAGAAAUGAGAAAAUGGACCAAGUAAAUCAAAAGAGAAAAUAUAUUGAUGCUAAAGGCUUUGGAGAACAGCUGUGUGCUUCCACCAGUCCUAGCAGUUGGCAUGCUGUAGAUAAGGAUCUAUGUCCCCGAGAGGCACCACAUUUCAGACAGAUUGGCCUCCCAUUAUAUCACACCCCUGGAGGAAGCACCAAAAAAAACCAUAAGCGAUCUGGUCUGAAACAUGAAGGUAUCAAAGUGCAAAAUCCACAGGCUGAAUUGGAAACUUGGCCCAGAGAAAAGGAUGUGCGGAACAAAAUGAAGGGUGAAGUUCUCAGAAGCAAAACUGGUGAAGUUGUCUUCUGUCUAGUCUCCAGAGCCAAUAGUUGUCAGUCAACUCAAGAUGCUCAGUCACAAACACUCCCCAAAGUUGGAAAGGAUUUAAAUGUGCCUAGCUGGAUCAAUGAGCUUGAGCCAAAUCUCCUGUCUCAGCAGGAUGGGAACUUCUACAAAUGGGGGAGUGAAUGUAAAAUUUUGAAAUCAGCCAACGUGGAGGUGGUAAGAGAUGUGGAUGGUGUCAAAGGUUGUGUCAACGCAAACAGAUUGCAGUCUUGUUUGGAUUGGCCAAAAUAUACAAGCAUCUACGAUGACAGUGAGAAUCCUGGAGCCCUGAAUAUGACUUGUGCUCCAAAGGCUGAUCUCCAUUUCAUGACCGGCCAUAGGCAGGAGCUUGGGUCCCCGAGGCAGCUGCUAUCUUCUGUUGCUGGUAAGGAGCUUGGGAGCUCCAGAAACCCUGACAUUUUGGUAAGCAGAGAGGCAUGGAGGGCUCAGCACAGGGGUGCUGGCAAUUCCUUAAAUGCCCUGCAAGUGACUGAGCAAGAAACUGGUGCACAGAGGCACCUGAGAAAUGAAGUGGGGCAAAUUACUCUGUCCCCCAUUGGUAGGUGCAGGCUGGACUGCUCAACUGCCUGGCAUCUCGCUCAACAUGCCAAGGCAUCCAACUUGCAAUGGGAUGCACCUAGGAGAGUAGCCCGGGCCAAUGGAGCGGGUGUACGGAGAGAGAGAAAACUUCCCGAAUGGAAAGAGCCAGCGUGCUCUGCUCUGAAGACAGGACAGCGGGUCAGACAGGGAGCUGAAAGACAGAGCCCAAGUCAGGAUGGACUAUUUCUUAUUGAUGCCAGCUCUGCAAUAGUUAAGGUGGAGUACAUUCUUUCACCAGAGAAAGAACGGGUGAGAUUUUCAUCACCAAUCCAAGUUGAAGAUUCAUUUGAACAUGCUAUCCUCCCUGAUAGCAGCAAGGACAGUAACUGGAGUGCAGAGAGGCAAGAAUUCAGUGAGACAGUGAAAUCCUCACUGAGAAACAUUGUAAGCACCAGCAGCUGCAGUUCCCAUUAUCUCUCAAGCACCAGCAGCCAUUGUUUUGCGGCCCAUGUGUCAGAUUCUAAGGUUCUAGAGGUAAGUGGAGACCCAUUCCCACCUCCCAGGAUGAAGGAGAGAAUAAAAGAAAGGACCAGCCGCAUACUGGGUCUACCCGGGAUACAGCCAAACACAGUGCGAGUGCAGGCCAGGGAGAUUGAGCCAGAGGCCAGUGAACUGAAUGAACAGAAUGAAGCUCAGACAGAGGGCGGACCACGGGAUGGUGACAACACAGUGGACAAUUCUGAGGAAGUACAGGACUCUAUUGCACAGGAGACUGUGAAGCCAGCAAUUGCUGGGAGCCUGCCGACUCCCGCUGCUGCUCAAGCUUCAUCGCCCCCCGAGGUUACGUGCAGUGAGCCUCAAACGGGAGCCAGUGCGGAGAAAUCCGACCAGCCCGAAAUCCCACAGGAAACUUCCUCCUCGCUUCCUGAAGGUCGCGGCUCCAGCAGCGGAACUGAGGGAGACUCCGGGUACACAGCUCCUUUGGAACAUGCCAGCCCGAAUUCAUCAGCCGAGGAAUUGCACGGUAAGGUGUUGCGAUCAGUUUUAAGGCUCCGCCACCACACAGCUCCGGACUCGGAGUCGGAUGAUGAAGAACAGGGCCGCCUCCUGGCGCCCGGAGUGAUAACUGCAGGCAGACUUGCGGUGGGAGAGGCUGGAGAUAGUAUCUGCAGAGAGCCUUCCCCUCCCGCAACAGCGAGCCCACAGCGGGGAGCAAACACGGAGCCGGUGACCCACUGCUGGCGAGAUUCCAGUGAAGCGCUGUCCCCACCGGAGAGCGUUGUGCCGCCUGGUGGCGCUCCAAGCCCGGAAUUGUGUGGGCAGCGCAGUGCCAGUGAGAGAAUGCAGGAGGAGCUGUCUGAGCAAGCCUGACACCGAAACAAAUAGAAUUUGCACUGCAGGAUAUAUGUGAACAUGAGUGGAAGUACUAUCUCAGAGGGUGAACACACUCAAGAUGAUGCGCUCCUGUGUCUAACAAGUGAAAAGGUCCCAGACCCAGUCUUUUGCCUGUCUUGAUUUCAGCUGAUGUGGUGGCUGUGUUUGUACUUUAGGUUGUCCUGGUUAAUAAGGGGAAGUUGGAAAGUUGAAUAGGGAAGAAUUGGUCCUGGUUUUAUGUUCUUGUUUGCGAUGUGAAAAGGGCAAAAGUGCAGUGUUUCCACUAAGGAUAGGAUUGGGCUUCGCUCUCAGUCAAUGCUAUCUGGGACCAAUGAUGAUGAAUAGCCAUUGGAUAAGGUUGUAAAAAUCAAAGGCCUCCUGACCCCGAGCAUCAAGUACUGCAUUUGGAAGAGGAGGGGAGAGAAAAACUAAGGAUGGUAAUGAACUGAAUUUGAGAGAGACAUUUUUUUUGUGUGUUCAACAAAGAGAAGAACGCCAUUGUUGGAAAAGAGAAUGUGAUUCAACUUUUACAAUUGAAUAUUACAUGCCUCAUAAAGCUCAAAUGUUGUGCCUUCACCCAAACUACAAGCUUGCUCACCCCCCACCCAAUGCCACCAGUGAGUUAUUCCAUUUUUCAGACAAAGCAUCUUUUUGUCAUCCAUGUUCAAGGAUAUUGUAUUUUCAGUUAAUUCAGUCAGAUCCAUACCAGAGAUA
Stegostoma tigrinum is the source of this 4140-nucleotide messenger RNA. RefSeq lists its product as uncharacterized. The coding region runs from base 94 to 3423 and encodes 1109 amino acids. Lineage: Eukaryota; Metazoa; Chordata; Chondrichthyes; Orectolobiformes; Stegostomatidae. The record is from RefSeq and is a predicted model, not a curated record. The transcript has 4 exons.